This is a messenger RNA of Schistocerca nitens (vagrant locust), 3051 nucleotides long. Its product is annotated as ATP-dependent zinc metalloprotease YME1L-like. Gene Ontology annotation, biological process: protein quality control for misfolded or incompletely synthesized proteins; mitochondrion organization. The transcript has 14 exons. Lineage: Eukaryota; Metazoa; Arthropoda; Insecta; Orthoptera; Acrididae. Gene Ontology annotation, molecular function: ATP-dependent peptidase activity; metalloendopeptidase activity; ATP binding. Gene Ontology annotation, cellular component: mitochondrial inner membrane. Bases 111 to 2336 code for a protein of 741 amino acids. The record is from RefSeq and is a predicted model, not a curated record.
UCUAAAACAAAGUGUGAGACGGCAAUCGCAUUCAUGUCUGUAUGUCAUAUAAAUAUUUAGUUCUCUCAGUUAUUGUUUUAGUGUUGAUAUUAAGUUUCUAAAGCAGCCUCAUGUUUAGUUUUCAGUCACAGAAUCAGGUCUUGUGCAAUCUAUCACAAGUGGCUGCAGCAUUUAGUCCAAGAAGAACUAUUAGACCGUUGAACUCCGAAACGAAAAGUGCCCAAAAGGGAAUACAGCAACACAAUGAUAUUGAUACACCAAUAUGUUGUGAAAGUUUCAACGAGGUGCUCAAAAACUGUUCUAAAUCAAUAUUGGAAAACUUUUCAUCUUUAAAAAUAUCUGUGACCGAUGGAAGUGCCAAAAUUAAUAGCAGAAAUUUAUCCUGGAGACCUUCCAGAACAAAAUCAUUGCCUUGGCUGGUAUCAUAUAAAUCAGCAGACUCAUUUUAUGAGAAUAAACAUGGAUCACUUGUUAACAGUUUUCCAGUUUUUCCAAACAUUGCCGUCUCAACUAAAUUCCACAGAAGUAUACUACAGAGCCAUUACUGUCGUAAUCCACUUGUUCUUGGUGUUUCAGCAAGGGGUUUCAAGACAGAACGUAGUAUACAGUCCGAAAAAGCAAGAAAUCCUAGCCUGAUUUUAAGGUUACGUGAAUCACUAAAGCCAAAUUUACCCGGCAGCACUACCCAUGAUGGCCAUAUUGAUAGACUAGUUGAUUCUGAAACAGAAAGACUGAAAGGUCUGAUAUCAUCUGACUCAUUAUCACCAGAAGAACAACAAAGAAUGAAAGUGGCAUUUGCAGAGGGUUACCUUGCUGGAAAUGGAGUGCGUUCCCCAGGCCGAACUAUGAAAUGGCUGAAGGUGAUUCAGCAGCUGCUAAUGAUCACCAUUUUUCUUGCAAUAUUUAUUUCUUUGAUGGCAAGCACAAGUGGCUCUGUUUUCCGUGUGCAGCUAGGCAGCCAAAUAGAAGUGGAUCCUGAAGAGAUACACAUCACAUUCGCUGAUGUAAAGGGGGUUGAUGAAGCAAAACAAGAACUUAAGGAUGUUGUUGAAUUUUUGAAGAAUCCAGAAAAAUUUUCAGCUUUGGGUGGGAAACUCCCUAAAGGAGUUCUGCUUGUUGGACCCCCAGGCACUGGAAAAACACUUCUAGCCCGUGCUGUAGCGGGUGAAGCUGGAGUCCCAUUCUUUCAUGCAGCUGGUCCAGAAUUUGAUGAGAUUCUUGUCGGUCAAGGAGCUAGGAGAGUUCGUGAUCUCUUCAAGGCAGCAAAAGAUCGUGCCCCAUGUGUUAUAUUUAUUGAUGAAAUAGACUCUGUUGGAGCAAAACGUACAAACUCUGUUCUUCAUCCAUAUGCGAAUCAAACAAUCAACCAGCUGUUAUCGGAAAUGGAUGGUUUUCAUCAGAAUGAAGGAGUGAUAGUCCUUGGAGCUACAAACAGGAGGGAUGAUUUAGAUAAAGCUCUUCUCCGUCCAGGAAGAUUUGAUGUUGAAGUAACUGUGCCUGUGCCAGAUUAUGUAGGACGUAAGGAAAUCCUUGACCUAUACUUGGGCCGUAUACUCAGCAAGGAUGUAGAUGUUGAAAUGUUAGCUCGAGGUACUACUGGUUUCACAGGAGCAGAUCUUGAAAAUAUGGUGAACCAAGCUGCACUGAGAGCAGCUAUUGAUGGUGCUGAUUCUGUUUCCAUGAAGCACCUUGAAAAUGCAAGAGACAAAGUCCUUAUGGGUCCUGAAAGAAAAUCAAGAAUACCUGAUGAGGAAGCAAAUACAAUAACAGCUUACCAUGAAGGUGGUCAUGCAAUUGUGGCUUAUUACACUAAAGAUUCACAUCCACUACAUAAAGUAACUAUUAUACCUCGUGGUCCAUCCCUUGGCCAUACAGCAUAUAUACCAGAAAAAGAGCGUUACCAUGUUACGAAGUCGCAGCUCAUGGCUAUGUUGGAUACAAUGAUGGGUGGUCGGGCAGCUGAAGAACUCAUCUUCGGUCCUGAUAAAAUAACUUCUGGAGCCUCAAGUGAUUUAAAGCAAGCAACUUCUAUUGCAACGCACAUGGUUAAAGAAUGGGGAAUGUCUGAAAAAGUUGGCCUCCGGACAUAUGAUAACAGCAACAAAUCAUUAGUUGUUGUUAAUGAGCUUAGCCCAGGCACAGCAGAAUUGAUCGACAGUGAAAUUAAAAGGCUAAUGAUGGAAUCUUAUGAACGUGCUAAGAGCAUUCUCAAAGCUCAUCACAAAGAGCACAAAUUGCUGGCUGAAGCUUUGCUAAAAUAUGAGACACUUGAUGCUGAAGAUAUUAAAGCAAUAAUGAAGGGCAAAGAUACUUCAGAUAGGAGUCAGCCUGUAUGACGGAGGAAUUGUUUAUAGGCAGUGUCAAACUUUUCAAUAAAUUUCCGUUCAUAAAACAAAGAAACCACACUGUAAAUUGAAAUAAAUAGUUUUCAGCUGUGAAGAGGAUGUGAUAUCGGACCUUAUUUUAUGCAGUUUGUUUUUCCAUGUACAGACCACAGCAACAGACUUUUGUUUAAUGUAAUUUCUACCAUUAAUUUAUUGUACCCAAUGUUCGUAAUCCUGCAGUUGUGAUUUACUUUGUUAAAGAUAAGUCUUCCAUACAUACAUCUUUGUUUUUCCUUAUAAUCCAGCCAACUGUCAGGAAUUACAAUUUCGUAUAAUUUAAGGAAAGAAAUGGUGUAUUUUUGGAACACAUUGAAUUUUGAACUGCAGUUUUUCUAAGAGGUUUAAUGAAAUAUGCUCACUUUACAACCUGUGUAUCACUUGUCAUAUUUGUGUGUUGUACCUGUAGUUUUAAUUCAAUCCUGCCUACAUGUUUUAUUGAUGACACAUUGAUUGGGUUGGAAGUUACUUGUACUGCCAUUAUUUGCCUGCAUCCUGUUUGAUCUCAUAUGUGACACUUUGAUGCACGUCUUGAACAAAAUCAAUUUGCAAUAUCUCAUUGUGAUUGCCACAGUUUGCAUUUUAUAUAAAAAAAUAGGAAUAUGCACUUUUAUUUCAGUGUGAUUUGUUAGUUGUGUACACCUGAAAUAAAUUGUGUAUUUCAUUUGAA